UCAGCUUGGUAAAAUUUUAAGUAAAUCUUUGUGUCUGUGACCAACAUUUACAGAGCUUUGACUGAUGAUCUGAAAAAUUCAAAAGGAGUUAAAAGUUAACUAUUAAAAAGAAUAGAUGAUGGGUUCACAAAUAAAAUACAUAGCUUAAACUGUUACUGCCUUGUGUUAUUAUUUUGGAAUACAUGUAAAAUGCUUAAAAACAUUAUCCUGAAGUUCAUACUUGGCUUAAAUAAAUAGAAUAUUGAUUACAUUGUUAGUAUAAAAAUAUAAUAUAUUUUUCUUCCUCUUCUUUUUUUUUCUUUUUCUGUUAGUGUAAGUAAUGUUUAUUUAACCAAGAAAAAUCUGAGACAUGAAUUUGCAUUAAAAAUUUUAAACUUUGAGGACCUCAUCAUUUAAGAACACCACUAUACACCACUGAGAAAUAUAUGCAGUUUUCAUAACAGCUAAGCACAUUUUCCCCCAAAUUCUUCUGAAAAUGGUCACAAUUAAUAAAAAUAAGGAUAUCUGUCGCAAAUUAUAGUAGUGAGAAUUUGAGGAAAAAUGUGAUUGUUUGUCAUAAAGUUUAAUGGUCCUACCAUAGGCUUUUUCCCAAAUAUAAUCUAAGAAAUACAUUUCUUCUUAUCUUAUAUAUUGCAUUUUUCUUUAAACUUACUCAAAUCCCUGCAUCCUCUUUUCAACUUUACAUAUGUAAACAUUUGUAAUUUGGAGUAUCUGUGAUAUUUAAAAUAUUAAAAUAGACUUAUAAUGAAAUUAAAAAGAUGUGAACCAGCUGUGGAGCUUCAUUACAGGUCAGGUAAUUAGAUUCCAUCUGUUAUGUAACUGCCGCCUUCCUCUGAAUGACGGGAACUGCAUUAAGCAUACGUGCUUUAAAAAGGCAGCACGAAACUAGGAGGAAUUCAGCAGUAAUACGAUCGUUCCACUCUUCUUUGAUCACCUUCCAGUUAAUUUAGUGUAUUGAUACAGCAGAAAGAGGUAGGAUGACUUGUUCCUGGUUAUGUAUUUGGAAGGUGAGGAUGGGUGUUACCGUUUGAGGAAUUAAAAGUCCUCCCAGUCGUUCUCUCAUUCAGACUGAGUAGGAGAUCAUGGAGACUGAAUCUGCCGUUUUCUCAAGGGACUCUGAAUGGUUCGUUUUCAAUGGCUCCUCCACAAGUUCCUCCACCAUGCUCAACAGUAGCACGCACAGUCCCUUGCCCGAGGAAUCAUACUUUGUGUCGGGAAGACCACGUCGUUCAUUCGGGACUGUGGGGGUGGUCGUCAUCAUAAUUAUCACUAGCUGUGUCAGCUUGCUAACAGUACUGGGCAAUAUCCUGGUUCUGCUUUCAAUCAAAGUCAACCGCAAUCUCCGAACCAUCAACAACUACUUCCUUUUUAGUCUUGCUUGUUCGGACCUCAUCGUGGGUGUUUUCUCCAUGAAUCUUUACAUUGUGUAUGCCGUAAAGGGAUACUGGCCUUUGGGAACGCAGAUGUGCGAUUUGUGGUUGGUUGUGGAUUACGUUGUUAGUAAUGCCUCUGUGAUGAACCUCCUCCUGAUCUGCUUUGACCGGUACUUCUGCGUGACCCGGCCUCUGAGUUACCCGACCAAACGUACCGCAAAGUGGGCUGGGGUGAUGAUUGCCGCGGCUUGGUUACAAUCUCUGCUGCUCUGGGCUCCAGCCAUCCUGCUUUGGCAGGCUGGGAGGGACAGGAGCAAGGUCCAGGAGGGACAAUGUUACAUCCUGUUCCUUGCUAACCCUGCUGUAACCUUGGCUACCACCAUCCCGGCGUUCUACAUUCCUGUCAUAAUAAUGAUGGUACUGUACACGCGGAUAUCCCUGGCAAGUCAGAGACGGGUUCAGAAGUUGAAGCCUGAAUCUGCAAACCUGCUUGAACCGUCUAAGACAAGUGGAGAAAUGUCAACCACAAACCCUGACCUAGUGAUUAACAUUAAACCGGAUGAAGCUAGUUUUCAACAAGACUCCAAGCUCAUUAGAAUGAAACGCAUCCCUUCUAUAGAGUUCAGCAAAACAGAGUUCUCCUUGGAUUCAAGUCCUGAUGCCUCUGGGGAAGACCAAGGGCUGCAUGCGGAAACCUCGAGACCAAAGACCUUAACAGGGUGUGUGGAAACCAGUGGGAUAACACAACCUCACUGUUUUCAAAUCUGUGCUACUCUUCAGGUUCCAGUGCAAGCAUCCAAGGUCAUCUCCAGGAAUGCCAGACGGAAGGCUCGGAGAGAGCGGAAGGUGACAAAGACAGUCCUUGCUGUUCUUCUGGCCUUUAUCAUUACUUGGAUGCCUUAUAGCGUUAUGGUUCUCAUUGGUACCUUCUGCCGCUGGUGUGUCCCUGAAAUUCUGUGGAUGGUGGGUUACUUUAUGUGCUACGUCAACAGCACGGUUAAUCCAAUGUGCUACGCGCUCUGUAACGCCACCUUCAAGAGAACCUUCAAACGACUGUUGCUGUGCAAGUUCAGAAAUCUGACAUUAAAAUGAGUUGGACUUCAAAUUUUAGGUCUCCUAUUGAUGACUCUUGCUGAUUUACUCGAGCAGGGGUGACCAAACUCUGUCCUGGAGGGCUGGUGUCCUCCAGAGUUUAGCUCCAACUUGCCUCAACACACCUGACAGGAAGUUUCUAGUAUGCCUAGUAAGAGCUUGAUUAGCUGGUUCAGGUGUUUAAUUGGGGUUGGAGUUAAACUCUGCAGGGCACCGGCCUUCCAGGACCGAGUUUGAUCACCUCUGCUCUAGUAAAAUAGCCUUAGUGUCUAGGACUCUUGCUGAUAUUUCAUGCAUUAAGCCUGAAGUAUACUUUCUUUUUUGUAUGCAUGCACUAGCAUAUGCAUAUAGUCAAACGUGUAACCUUUCAAAGUAUACUUCAUUUGAUGUUGUGCAUGAAUGCAUGUGGUUGACACAUGCACACUAGAAAGCUUUAUCCAUGUCCAGUAUCUGCUCUAUUUUUUUUUUUUUACCCAUAAGUUAUGACUAAAAACAAAUAUUUUUGACCUCUUUUAAACCAAAGCUGGGCUAUCUCGUACCCUCGGUGUGAGCGCCUGUUAGUAGGUGCCUUCCAUUACAGAUAUGCACAAAACUUUUUACGAUGUUAAAAAAAACUGUUGCGAAAAGACCGUAUUUCCAUUAACCGAUGUUAUGCAACUAAAACAUAAUUUUUCUCCCCUCGAAUACGAGUACGACUUUAUGACGUAUCACAGUCAUUUAAAGGCUGGAAUACACUACAGGACUCUUAAAAUUUGAACAAUUUUAAAACACUAAACAUUAUACGAUUACCGACUUUGUAAUUAGUCGAAGAAAACUGGCCAUCAUGCACUAAAUUAAAGUAAUUGAAAAUGAACUUAGAUGCUGGAAUAGUGACGAAUGAUGUCACUUUAUGCAGUGUGUUUUUAAAAGUUAAACUCAGCCCAUAACGAACAAUAAUACAUCUAAAAUGUAAGAACACAAUCUACUCCACUUUCUUGCAGCCACUACAGUUUUAAAAUUUUUAUUUAUUUAUUUUAUUUCAUCUACAAGGUCAUGACAUAUCGAUCUGCUGUUGGCCACAUGGUUUCACGUGAUGCAAAUUUGCAGGUCAGAGGUCACCAAGCUUAAAAUGCGAAACUUUUUGCUCAAGUCUUCGUUUCCGGUCUGACGCAUUUGUAUGCGUAUGAAUAGAAGUCAAUGGAAUGAAAAGUUUCGCAAGCAGUUUAACGCCAACAAUUUAUGUAAACCAAUGUAGUAGUUUAGAAAAGACAUUGGAAGUAUUUGAAGUUUAUCAUGUUGCUUACAUUGUACGCGUUAAAUGUAUCGUAAAGUCAUUAAGUUGUUCGCAAAUGAAUAUACUGUAUGUAAAUAUGUAAAUCAACUUACAGAAUACUUUGAUUCAUAUUUUUGAGUGUGAUGAUUAACUAAAGCGAAAAGCAAAAAUAAACGUUUAUUUAAUAAUCAAGUCAUUGUAAUUGCAUUUGCUUUACAAAUUAUGAUGCAUUGUAAAGUUUUAUUUUAAGUUACAAUUUGUAAGACUAUUACUGUUUGCACAAUAAAUGGAUAGAAAACCAAACAUUGUCGUUCUAGUUUUACGAGUGAAAAUUUAACGCUAUUACAUCAUUAAAAUGGCAUGUGCCAAAUUUAGGACAAUCUAUUUGACAUCAAGUCUAAAGAACAUUCAUCAUAAAGAACAAUAAAUGUGUAAACUUCAUUUUUUUAAAAAAAGCACAAGGAAGUAUUAUUGAAAAUACACUUUCAUUUAUUCACAACCUGUAGAAGUAAUCAGUUAGUGAUGUAAAUUUGAUUGUACAUCCAUCAAAUCUAAAAACAUAAACAUUUAUAAACAUAGAUACUUUAUAUAGGCCGUUACUUCCAGGAGUGACGUUCGUUUAAGCGUUCAGCUUACAUGUUACAACGUAAAGAAAUCGUCUUGAUUCGGUUUGUUGUAAUUUACAAAUACUUUCGUUUAGGGGCGUAAUUAGGGUCUCACCAGUUUUUCUCUUUAGUAAAGACAAUUUGUUAGACAACAGAUUUGCUGCGGCCUAUUUUAUACAUGCAGAGUCAAUUACAAUUAAAAAUCCGCUACAGAGAUCAAAUUACAACAGCAUAGACACAUACAUUUACUAAUUACAAAACGAAGAAAGUGGAAAUAAAAACAAUAGGUAGGGCUACAGUUUUUUUUUUUUUUUUUUUUUUUUUUUU
Molecule: messenger RNA, 4649 nt
Organism: Labeo rohita (rohu)
Lineage: Eukaryota; Metazoa; Chordata; Actinopteri; Cypriniformes; Cyprinidae
Gene: chrm4b
Product: cholinergic receptor, muscarinic 4b
Exons: 2
Coding region: 1083-2465 (460 amino acids)
Biological process (GO): adenylate cyclase-inhibiting G protein-coupled acetylcholine receptor signaling pathway; chemical synaptic transmission; G protein-coupled receptor signaling pathway, coupled to cyclic nucleotide second messenger
Cellular component (GO): plasma membrane; dendrite; synapse
Molecular function (GO): G protein-coupled acetylcholine receptor activity; G protein-coupled serotonin receptor activity
Source: RefSeq, a predicted model, not a curated record